AUAAGCUAGCCUUUCAGACAUGAGUCAGUUUCUGGGUCGUCAGGACUCUAUUGAAAGCCUGAGGAAAGACGUCGUUGACCUCCAAGGUGCUCUAUUGGACGUUUUUUCCAGAACCGGACCGGUUCGCUUCACUUCCUGGAAAUUCCCCGAUAAACUCUCAUGUAACCUAGACAUGGUAGCUCUGCUGGAGAAAUACGAUUUUGUGGAUGGGGAGGAUGCAUACAAUCAGCACUCACACAUUGUGUUACUGGAGCUGUUGGUUGACAGGCUACUGCUUCUUCUACAAAGCCUUAAUGCAUAUGUUGAGAAAAUAAGGUGCAGCCACAGGAGAGACCAAACCCAGCAGAAAGGCUGCCUGUCAGUUGGCCUUGUUGUCAGAAACUAUUGGAGUAAUUUAGUUCAAUUUGCCAAUCUUAAGGAGAGUUACAAAGACACAAAAAAGCAGAGCAAAGUAAAGACACUUGACUGUGAUGGGACAGAGACAGUGUCAUUGGUCUCCCCCCAAAUGAGCCAAAGUAGAGAUUACUUAUCUCCCUGGUCUUCAUCAAGCUCCUUUAAGUUUUUGCCACAGAGCCAUGCACCCUCAAGUUCUACCCACAACACCCCAUGCUAUCAUAAGGUUGACAGCCACCAUGUGAGCUCCCAGACUGUUGAAUCAUCCCUUGUUCCCUGCAAUGCAUGCCACCAAGUGCAAUCCACUUUAAUCAAAACGGGACAUGCUUUUGUGGAACUGCUUCAGACUGAGAGCCUGCCCUCCUCUCUGCAGCCGCUCUUAGUCGCUGUGGAGGACACUCUGGAGCUGGGACAUAUGACAGCAGGCGAUGUUGCCCAGUGGGCCAAUGAGCAGCUCAGAGACAUGCGGCGGCUGAUGAAACAUCUUCAAGAAGUGCGGAGUACUGUGCAGCCUCUGAAAGAAAGACUAGCGGCAGCAGAGGCAGAGCGGGAUAUAUUUAAGUCUCAGCUGGAAAGAAAACAGAAAACGUUCAAGCAAGAGAUGGAAAAACACCAAGCCAACAUAGUCCAGCUGGAGUUUUCACUGAGUAAAGCACAGAGAUGUGUCAAAGAAACAGAGCAAAGGCUACAAGAGGAGCAACGACAACUCAAGAGAGAAACCUUGAGCAUGGAGGAAAGUCAUUCCAGACUGAAAGAGAAAGAAGCACUGCAGCAAGAUGCAUUACAGACACUUGAGUUUGAAAAUAAUGGCCUGCAGGAGAAAGUGAGGGCUUUGCACAUAGAGCAAGAGGCCUGUGGUAAACUCCAGCAAAGGAUCCAGGAGUUAGAGAGUCAAAUCUGUGAAACUCAACUCCGCCUUGACAAGGAGAACGCCAAGUACCAAAGCGCUUGUCGCCAGCAAGAGUCAAUGCAGGCAAAGCAGAAGUCUUUGCUGGAGAGAGUGAACGCUCUCGAUGAAGAGUGUGAAGAGCUGCAGGGGCAGGUGGGAGAGAGGGAGGAGAGACAGAUCGUCCUUCACAAUCAGCUGCUACAGAUGUCCGAGGAGAAGGAACAAAUGCAGGGUCAGCUCACUCAGCAGCAGGACCUGUGUUCGGAGCUCAGAAGGGAGAAGCAGACGCAGGAAACACACGCAGGCGAGCUGAAGAACAGUGUGGCUGAGCUGAAGGAAUACGUGCGAGCUUUAAGGGAAAGAGAGAGGCUGUUAGUCGCUUUCCCAGAGCUCAACCCUACAGCCCAACCACAGAGUACAGGAAAUGUGCUUUUGGAUAUGGAGCAACAAUUGCAGGCAAAUAAUAUUCGUAUAAACCUUCUGGAGCAGGAGAACCUGAGCCUGUACACCAGCCUGGUGAAACUGAGAGAAAGAGCGCAACAUAACGCCACCGGGGAAGCCUCAGCUCAGCAGACACGUGUCCUCCCUCCAUCAGGCCCAUCAUUAGAAAAGCAACAUCAUCCCCUUACACAAAUGCAGAAGAGGCAGAGCAGCAGUGCAGCGCGGCUGGGAUACGGCAACAGAGAGAAGGAUGCACAGCGAGGGGAAAGUGGUCUGGAGUCAGCCGGGUCAGAGGAUCGUGUGUCCCCCGCCUCCCCCUCGUCCCUGCAUCUUCACCUUCAAACUCUCCAACUCGACACGGGCUCCACCGCUGCUAAAAGCCAAACAAAGACACCCAGUAGUGCUCUACUCUCUCACUCCAGAGGCUCCAAUCAGAGGAAGAAAAUUAAACCCUAAAAUUUGAAAAUGCAGUCAAAAAGACAGAGAAAAGAACACAGCUUUGUAUAAGGUGUCAUGUAUCGUAAGGGCACCUUCCCAUCAUAAAUAUUUCAAAAUGAAUAUCAUACCAUACUAACACUAAUGCUUUUGUAAUGACAUUUUUUUAUUUUGUAUAAUUAUGACAGCGGAUGAGCACUGUCUGUUACCACUACUUUUAUUAUUAUGUAAAGAUUAAUUUAUGUAAUAAACUU
Messenger RNA from Notothenia coriiceps (black rockcod), 2412 nucleotides. RefSeq names its product coiled-coil domain containing 157 (gene ccdc157). The transcript is spliced from 10 exons. Bases 20 to 2179 code for a protein of 719 amino acids. NCBI's taxonomy places the organism in Eukaryota, Metazoa, Chordata, Actinopteri, Perciformes, Nototheniidae. The record is from RefSeq and is a predicted model, not a curated record.